AUGCGACAAUCAAGAUCAAAGCUAGCCCCGUGGCUCAUGCUGGCAUGUGCUGCAACGGGAGCUUGGGCUGGCAAGCGGCCAUUCAAUAUCCACGAUGAUCUUCUGGCCUACCCACAGUUCCAAGUGAAGUUCCCUGAUGAGUACAUCCUCGACUCCCAUGCAGAAGAAUUACUUCGCGCGCAAGACAAUUCAGAUCAGGUCCGGCUAAAUGCCAAUCAGAAAGACACACAAAUAUACACGGGCAAAGCUCAUACAGAUGACGCGACCCAGGACAACAAAGGAACCAAGCAACUGGGAUUUGCAUACGAAGAGAUGAUACUGGAUGACCGGCGACUCAUCUGUCAGAUCCCGCAAGUACAGAAUGAUGAAACCAAUUCCACAACUGGAGGAAAGCCAUCAGAGGCAGAUGAGGCAAAGGAACUAGCACGCGCGACCGACCGAGGCCUGGAGCUUCUACGGGAGUUAGAGGGUAAAUGCAUGUACUACUUCUCUGGGUGGUGGUCAUAUUCUUUUUGUUAUCAAGAGCAGAUUAAGCAGUUUCAUGCCCUGCCUGCUGGUCGAGGAACACCCCACUAUCCACCUGCAGAAGACCCGAACUCCCUCUCUUUUGUUUUGGGGCAGUUUCCAGCCGACAGCAAAGAUGCAGCGAAAGGAGAGUCGGUGAAAACUUCCUCACCCAGGUCUGAAGUGGCAGAACUGCAUACUAAGGGUGGCUCGCGGUAUCUUGUACAACAUUUACAAGGUGGCACCAAGUGUGACCUUACGGGCCGCGAGCGUCGAGUUGAAGUACAGUUUCACUGUCACCCACAGUCAACGGAUCAGAUUGGCUGGAUCAAGGAACUCACGACAUGCUCCUAUUUAAUGGUCAUUUAUACCCCACGACUAUGCGAUGACGUUGCGUUUAUGCCCCCACAGCAAGAUGAAGUCCACAAUAUUGAAUGCCGGGAGAUCCUAAUGCCUGAAGAUGUUGCCGAGUGGGAGGAGAUCAAAGAAUGGUAUCUUGCUCACCGAUUAGUCGAUGAGGCAAGAUCCCAUGAUGAACCCCAGUUUGUUGGUGGAAUCCAAAUUGGUGGUCGUCAGCUUGUGGGAAUGGAAGGCAAACAGAUUGAGAAAGGUCGCGUGGCUUCGGCUGGCGAAGAUUUUGUCGAGGUACUUGCAAAGCGGGAGAAUGGCGAGGUGAAACGAAUGUCGAAGCAAGGCCUGAAAAGUUACAAUCUCGACCCAGAAAGACUCGAGGAGAUGAAGAAACGCCUUGAGGAUCUUGCCGGGGAUGGUGAUUGGAUCCUCGAGGUCGUGGGACGGGAUGGUGAAUUCACUAUCAAAGGCAUUAUCGAUUCUGAUGAUGCUGAAGAGACUGAUUCAGACUCGCCCCCUGUACCACAACAGGAUCGAAAUGAGAAGGGCAAGCUAAACUUCAACAGCAAGGAUGCUACAUAUCAAGAUGGCGCGACUGAGCAAAAAGCAUCUACACAUGACAAGAGGCCCAAAACUCCCACCAACCCUGACUCACAGUCUGAUGAUUCAGAGGGUAGUGAAGAAACCUUCAAGGAUGAACUAUGA
Molecule: messenger RNA, 1560 nt
Organism: Penicillium malachiteum
Lineage: Eukaryota; Fungi; Ascomycota; Eurotiomycetes; Eurotiales; Aspergillaceae
Product: PRKCSH domain-containing protein
Exons: 2
Coding region: 1-1560 (519 amino acids)
Biological process (GO): retrograde protein transport, ER to cytosol; endoplasmic reticulum unfolded protein response
Cellular component (GO): endoplasmic reticulum lumen
Source: RefSeq, a predicted model, not a curated record